CGCACCAGCCCGGGAGCCCGGCUCGGGCGCGUCUGCGGCGCCGCCUGACUCCCGAGCCCAGGCGGCUGCGGCCGGCGCGGCGGGCCUGGGCUGCACGCCGGCGCCGGACCAUGGAGCGCGGGCUGCACCUCGGCGCGGCCGCCGCGGGCGAAGACGACCUCUUCCUGCACAAGAGCCUGAGCGCCUCCACCGCCAAGCGCUUGGAGGCGGCUUUCCGCUCCACGCCCCCGGGCAUGGACCUGUCCCUGGCGCCGCCGCCUCGGGAGCGCCCGGCGUCGUCCUCCUCGUCGCCCCUGGGCUGCUUCGAGCCGGCUGACCCCGAGGGGGCAGGGCUGCUCCUGCCGCCGCCCGGGGGAGGCGGCGGCGGGGUGGGCGUCCCCGGGCUGCUCGUGGGCUCUGCCGGCGUGGGGGGCGACCCCAGCUUGAGCAGCCUGCCUGCUGGGGCCGCCCUGUGCCUCAAAUACGGCGAGAGCGCAAGCCGAGGCUCGGUGGCCGAGAGCAGCGGCGGCGAGCAGAGCCCCGACGACGACAGCGACGGCCGCUGCGAGCUGGUGCUGCGGGCCGGAGGUGCCGACCCGCGAGCCUCGCCGGGCGCGGGAGGCGGCGGCGCCAAGACGGCCGAGGGCUGCUCCAACGCCCACGUCCACGGCGGCUCCAGCGCGCCCCCGGGAGGUCCCGGCGGCGGCGGCGGGGGCAGCAGCGGUGGCGGCGGCGGCAGCAAGAAAUCCAAAGAGCAAAAGGCACUGCGGCUUAACAUCAACGCCCGGGAGCGCCGGCGGAUGCACGACCUGAACGACGCUCUGGACGAGCUGCGCGCGGUGAUCCCCUACGCGCACAGCCCCUCGGUGAGGAAGCUCUCCAAGAUCGCCACGCUGCUGCUCGCCAAGAACUAUAUCCUCAUGCAGGCGCAGGCCCUGGAGGAGAUGAGGCGCCUUGUCGCCUACCUCAACCAGGGCCAGGCCAUCUCGGCUGCCUCGCUGCCCAGCUCCGCCGCCGCCGCCGCCGCCGCCGCUGCUCUGCACCCAGCGCUAGGCGCCUACGAGCAGGCUGCCGGCUACCCAUUCAGCGCCGGGCUACCCCCGGCCGCCUCCUGCCCGGAGAAGUGCGCCCUGUUCAACAGCGUCUCCUCCAGCCUCUGCAAACAGUGCACGGAGAAGCCUUAAACACCCCUCCCCCCGGAAAAAAAACACAGGACCGACCACAAAGCUAGAGGAAAGUGAAAAGCUGCCCCCCCUAACCCCCCGCUUCGGUCCUCUGGUAGUUCUGAAACACUUGCAAAGCAAACAAAGCAGAGGCGAGAACUGAGGAGAAGUAUCAGAGACAAACGGGACUGUUAGCCAUGACAUCCCCAGAAUUUCGGUCUUAGGGGUGGGGAGGGCGGAAGGAAGGAGAUGAAGGUGGGAAUGGAGUAUGGGUGUCUUUUUUCUCAGAAAAGUGGCAACUUUGGUGGUAGCCUACACCUCGAGGAAGCAGUUUUCCUCUAAGGUGAAAAAUAAGUUGAAAAGUAGUCACUUGAAUAUUAAGCGUGAAGAGUAUUAAAUGGCAAAAUACUAAUCCUACUAAUACUUGUGAAUUUGGCAAGAGCCAAGGAGGAGAGGAGGAGUCUGGGUUGGGAGGCUUGUGGGAGGAAAUACUCAUUCAGACAAAUCAGAAAGGGCACUUGAAAAUAAAUUUUGAUUCUGAGCCAGGAGAAAAACUUGAAAUGUAGACUUUUAAGUGGAAAAAAAUAAAACAGAAGGAGACACGUUGCUAUGAAAGACUUGUAUUUUUUAUUGUCUCUGAACUUUAAUCCUGUGAAAUGCUCAAAAGUUUUGGCAAGAAUGAUAUAAAAAACUGACUGUGACUGGAAGAACUGCAUUUAAAAAUAUUUAUGUGCACCUUGUUACUUUCCACUCUGCAGUGAUGUAUUAACAAUUCAUGGUAUUUAUUUGUUAUUUAUUCAAAGACACAUCAACAGUAUCAUGUGUUAAGGUCAUGAGUCUUACGUGCAGAAUUUUUUUUAAUGCCUCUAAAUUCUGUUUUCUAGAUCAACUUAUACUGUGUGCCAAGUGUUUAAAAGGUUUAUUUGCCAACAAAUAUGAAGAGACAUUGAUGUACCUGAGCUGCUUAGGUUUAUCAAAGGUCACCUGGAUAUUUUCAGUUGCAUCACCCCUGUAUUUAAAUUGAGCUUUAAUAAAUUGCUUCAGUCCAAAAAUUACAGGAAAGGUGUAUUCUUAAUUGAUGAAUGAAUUGAUCUCUUUUUAAAAAGGGGACUCCUUUGCAUUCUGAAAGGGAAAGACAUCACAGCAAUAGAUCUUUUAAGUCAGAACAUGCUAAGCAAAUAUUUUUCCAGGCUGUGCUGUGCAUUUUUAAAAGGUCUAAUUUAACUGCUUUUAAUAUAUAUGUACAUAUAAGUUAUUUUAACUUUGGAGAAUUAUUUAAGUUAAAGACUGGUUUGAUUUGCCUAUGGUGUGAAAUCCUUUGUUAUUUUUCUAAAAAAAAAUUUUUUUUUAAGAAAUAAAAUAACACUAAGGAAGAGAAAGAAGCUAUUUACCCAAAGUGAGCUUUCAGUUUUAGUUUGCAUGGCUGUUUGCCUGCCUUUCUAUCUUACGAAAAUCAAGAAAACCUUUUUUAAAAAUGGAUUCCUGCUAUUUUCCACUCCUUGCAGAUAAUACAAAUUCAGUUUGUCAGGUCAGAUGGUGAGUUGGGAGCUGUGAUGGAUCUACUGGUGGGUUUCCAAUGUGUAAAAAUGACAUAUAUAUACAUAAAUAAAUUAAAUAGGCCAAUCAGACUAUGACAGCUAUGUAUGACCAUUUGUAUGUGUAUCUAUGUCAGAAAGAAUCUUUAUUAAAAUAUUUUGAUCAAACAUUUUAUUAUGCUGUGCUUUGUGGAAGGAGCAUUCACCUCUCUGCUGUGUUACUCUUUGCUUGAAAGGUGACAAAAAAAGAAAGGAGUUUCAGAGAAGGUGGAACUAAAUAAAGUUUGUCAGGGAUACACAAUUAGGAGUAGUAGCCCUAGUUUACUUGUUAAAAGAAUGAUGGCUGGGCCUGGUCAUUGGAGGAGAGAGAAAUGGGGGUCAGUGGUGAGAUCCAGAGGACAGCCGGAGUCCUUGUCUGCUGGCAUGAAUUCUGAAGGCCAUGCUGUCCCUGGAAUUCUUUUCCCACUUAUAUGGCACUGUUAACUAUGCCAGGGCCCAUCAAAGAGGGGAAAGUUUCUUCAAGAGUAUAUAUCAAAAUUUUUAUCAGCAACUGCCUGAAAGGCAAGGAAGAGAUGGAUUUGGAUUCUCUAAGGAUAGAUUUUAUUGUGGCUUUCUGCUUUUUUUGUGACAGAAGAAUCAACCAGGUUGAAUUUUAAGUGUAAACAAUGCCCAAAGAGUUACUAGUGUUGCUUGUUAAUGAAAUUUUUAGAAACUCUGUUUGGAUUGGGCUGGGUAUUGGGUUAAUUCUGUUACGGAAUGUCUGUAUAAGCUUGUAUUUGGACCUUAAUAAUGCCUUCAAAUAUAGAAGGCUUGCUUUUUAUUGUGGUGGAGGACUAGAGAUGGUUGUGGUGGUGGUGAAGUUACGGUGUUUCUUCAGUAGUCAGUAUGCUAGAUGCAUUUUUUUGUCUGUAGAGCCUCAGCUCAUAAUGAUAUCCCUAAAUGCCAUCAAACUUAGUGGGGGGUGAGGGAGGAUAUUUUCUGCUCCACUUGCCAUCAAAAAAGAUUAAUCAGAACCUGUAACUUUUCAGAAAACAUAACAGUAAAGGGCCUUGAAGCUGGAGCCCUCCCAGUCGGAGUGGGGGGUAGAGGGAGGGAAGAGACCAGGGCAACCCCCAGGCAGGAAGAGACCCGUCUCUCAGCAUUUACCAGACAAAGCCUGGGUGCUUCUAAUUAUGAUUAUUAAAACAAUUUCCAUGACGAUGUCUAAUAUUAUGUUAAUUUGAAAACAACUGUGUAUGAAAACUGUCGACUAUAAUACCUAAAUUCAUUUAAUGAAACACAUCGUUAAGGCAAUUAAACCUCCUGGAUGUGAUUAAGAAACAUAAUUACGACACUGUUCUGUGCCAUAAUUGGGUGUCUUUAAUCAAGGGGUAAAGUGAUCAGCAACACAGCCAUUAGUUUGUAUUGUUCUGGCCCUGCUGUCCAUCAUUCUGAUUAGGAAUUAACCACAGCCACUAUUAGUCGAAUUUUUUCUUUUUGCAUAUUAAUAUUGUAGGGGACACAUUUGCUGAAAGAUUUACUGU
Messenger RNA from Manis javanica (Malayan pangolin), 4200 nucleotides. RefSeq names its product basic helix-loop-helix family member e22 (gene BHLHE22). Gene Ontology annotation, molecular function: DNA-binding transcription factor activity, RNA polymerase II-specific; protein dimerization activity; E-box binding. Gene Ontology annotation, biological process: sensory organ development; axon development; positive regulation of transcription by RNA polymerase II. Gene Ontology annotation, cellular component: nucleus. The record is from RefSeq and is a predicted model, not a curated record. Lineage: Eukaryota; Metazoa; Chordata; Mammalia; Pholidota; Manidae.